AUGAUUUCCGGUGUUCCAAUGCAAGCUGUUGGUCUUGGAGUAGCAAUGGUUAUGCAACAGGCUAGCGCACUAGUUGGUGCUAAACCACAGUUUGAUGUUGUUGCUUUAGAAGGCAAGGUACGAAAAGCUAAAGCUGAAGGUCGAACGGUUACUAUGGUGAAUGGAUGUUUGUAUUUUGACUAUCAGUUAGUAGCCUAUUUGCCUCCAAAUGUAGACUUCCAUGUAUAG
Enterobius vermicularis (human pinworm) is the source of this 228-nucleotide messenger RNA. NCBI's taxonomy places the organism in Eukaryota, Metazoa, Nematoda, Chromadorea, Rhabditida, Oxyuridae. The record is from the annotation of a GenBank genome assembly.